Molecule: messenger RNA, 2438 nt
Organism: Hippocampus zosterae (dwarf seahorse)
Lineage: Eukaryota; Metazoa; Chordata; Actinopteri; Syngnathiformes; Syngnathidae
Gene: cbfb
Product: core-binding factor subunit beta
Exons: 7
Coding region: 380-904 (174 amino acids)
Biological process (GO): regulation of transcription by RNA polymerase II
Cellular component (GO): nucleus; core-binding factor complex
Molecular function (GO): sequence-specific DNA binding; transcription coactivator activity
Source: RefSeq, a predicted model, not a curated record
GACAGAGAAAAAGAGAGAGAGGAAGUGAGAGAGUGUGUGAGAGGGAGAGAGAGAGAGAGAGAGACGCGGUCCAAUUGAUCUUGAGGCUUUUUCCUGUCUACGUGGGUCACUUAAUAAGGCACACAAGGAGGCAAUGAGAAGGACGCCAUCGGGGCAGCAAAAAACAUUAGUCACGAGCUUGGAAAGCAGCCUUUCACAUUUCUCCACACGAAGGAAGACGCAAGCCGACUCACACACGGAAGGGAAGUGAGUUGACAGACUCGAAGAAACAACCUACCCCAAAAAGUUUGACUGCGCGGGUUCGUUUUAUAGUUGAUGGUGAGGGGGGCGGGAGGGGGGGAAAGCGUAGGAAUAAAGUGAGGAAUCCACAUUGGGAAAGAUGCCGCGGGUAGUUCCGGACCAGAGGAGCAAGUUUGAGAAUGAGGAGUUUUUCCGCAAGUUGAGCAGAGAGUGUGAGAUAAAAUAUACUGGCUUCAGGGACAGACCCCAUGAGGAGAGACAAGCCCGCUUCCAGAACGCUUGCAGAGAUGGACGGUCAGAAGUCGCCUUUGUCGCAACAGGCACCAACCUCUCCCUCCAGUUCUUUCCAGCCAACUUGCAUGGAGAUCAGAGACAGGUUCCUACGAGGGAGUAUGUUGACUUUGAGAGAGAGACAGGAAAGGUCCAUUUAAAGGCUCCAAUGAUCUUGAAUGGAGUGUGUGUGAUUUGGAGAGGUUGGAUUGACCUGCAGAGGCUGGACGGGAUGGGAUUCCUGGAAUAUGAUGAUGAGAGGGCGCAGCAUGAGGAUGCUUUGGCUCAGGCGGCAUUUGAGGAGGCUCGACGCAGAACCAGAGACUUUGAAGAGCGAGAGCGGUCACACAGAGAGGACCUCGAGGACCCUGUGGUUUCUAAAAUCUGGGACUGAUGACAGACAGACAGACAGCCAGCAGAAAACAACAGGUCCAGACGACAGCAGGAUCCCAGCCCUGGCUUAUACAUGGCCAGUGCUGAUGCGGAACACAAGAUGUGCUGAGGAAGACGUCAACGAGUGGAGGAGACUCAGGCUGAUAUUCUUUCACUUUCACAAUUAGCUGAAAUGAAAUGUUGAAUUUUGCAAUUAUAUACCAGUAUUCUCCCUUUUUUUUUCAAUGAAACGGUUGGUAAUUAAUUGAAUUGAAAGCCAACCAUAUAGAAUCAUAAAAUAAACACCUUCUGUGUUUGCUCACAUUUAAAUGUGAUGAACGUCUGAGUAAACAACAAUUCAAGAUCAGCUCAUGCAAAAUCUUACCCCUGGGUUUGAUGACUUAGUAUACACACCAAAUAUAUUUUUUUGAUCGUGAAUAAAUGUGAGAGAGGGUGACAGAGGCAAACAGAAGGAUCAUCAAAUAGAAAGUUAAUCAGCGGUGAUGAUCACUUAACUUGGUACGUCGUCAACAACAACAACAGCAACACCAAACUGCUGUUUUCUGAGACCAAAGUUCACCUUGCUGGAAUGAAAGGGAGGUUGAUGUGCGGGAGUGAUGCCAAAAGAGUUGCAUUGUUUUCUUAGUGGUAGUUUCAACUAUUUCUCAAAUGACCGCAUUGGCAAGAUAUAUUAAGUCAGGGGUAGUGUAGCAAGGAAAAUAAUGUUGGGGGGCGGUGGGGGGGCUUUAUAACAUGUCGGUCCAGGUGUGUUUUGCACUCUGUGAUACAGUCAGUGAAGUUCACAUGAAUUUUGUUUGCAUGGAACUAAAUUGAGGGCUACUUUUUGGGCUGUUAUCAUUACAACGCUCCCUUUUUCGGGUUCGGAUGAGGAAUAAUUGGCUGAUUCAAAUACAUGACACAGGUAAGCCAUGCACCAAAAUAAAACACACAUCAAUUCAUAGUUUGAAUUGAGCAUCCUUAUUUUUAUAUUUUAAAUCCAUCCAUUGGCCAGUGCCCCCCCCCCCCUCCACCCUCAAGUUAUUCCUCAUUAAGAAUUGUAAAAGUAUGAAUGCAGUAAAAGAAAACAAUUUCCUGUUCUGGCACGAGCGGAGUGAAAUGUGUUUAAUUAUCUUUUAUUUUGUGCGUGUCUGAAAGUCAUGAUGUUUACUUUUUAUAAUCUUACUCAUUUUCAAAUAUAUUCAUUUUUUUCCAUCUUUUCUCUUUGUUAGUGGCUACAACCGUAGUGUUUUGCGUCUAACGUGUCGCAAUUUGUAAUUGAUAAAAUACCCAAACGUUUUUAUUCGUUAGAUUUUCUUCUGCUUUUCUUUUGUUUCAUGUUUUUUUUUCCCUGCGAUUUGAUUGUACAACCAAAGUUCUGUUAUUAGGUCAUAUAAAUGUUUUUACAAUAUUAAACAUGUUUUUUUUUAUUUGCUUUUAUUUCGGGAGGUGCGGAGGUGAAUCACUUUUUAACUAAAAUCGAUUUGUUUUGUCAAGCGAUUCCCCCUUUAAUGAGAACAAUCCAUGGAGUUUAUUCAUAAAAAUGUUUUUACUUUGUG